This is a messenger RNA of Uloborus diversus, 2142 nucleotides long. RefSeq names its product EF-hand calcium-binding domain-containing protein 14-like. The coding region runs from base 252 to 1742 and encodes 496 amino acids. The record is from RefSeq and is a predicted model, not a curated record. The transcript is spliced from 13 exons. Lineage: Eukaryota; Metazoa; Arthropoda; Arachnida; Araneae; Uloboridae.
ACGAGUAUAAAUGUGAGGAUAUUGCGUCUUAUUUUGGAUCUUUGUGCGGUGAAAUUUGUAAAAUUACAAGUCCAUGAUAGUUGACGACCGAACCAUGAGUCGCGGAGUCAUUUUAGAGUAGUUUUGCGAGAGGUGGCUUGUGUGUUUCUCUCUCCCGUGUCGCCCCGUCGUAUUCCGCAAUCAUUACCUUCGCCAGCAGCACCGUGGAGCCUGCAAACAAGCUCGAUGUGCAGGUUAAACAGUAUAAAAAGAUGAAGAAACGGAAGGAGCUGGAUGCUCUCGUUUCGAACGGAAAAAUAGGUUCCAGCAAACGGAUUAGCUGCGGGAAGAAGGGAUCGGGCUCCUGCUCGGCCCAUGAGCUGCUCCGGCACGAUACGGAUUCCUCGGACAUGGAAGACUUUUCCAUCCUCCAGCCUCGUAGAAAGGGUCGCAAAAAACAUGGAAAUCGCUUCUGUCUCACAUCUGUUUGCCUGUCCCUUUGCCAAUUCAUCCUCGUGACCACCAGUUGCUUAGUCUCUGGAGCAUUGAUUUGGCUCCAUAUCGGGCUUAGGGAGGACAUAGAUCUGCUUCGAGCACAUCUCCAGAAAGUUGAAGCUGGCAACAGAAACACUCCAGAAGCUCUACAUGUGAUACAUUCUAAAUUAAAGCAGCUGGAUUCUAAUGUUACUAUGUUGUACAUUGAGGUGCGGAAAAACAUUGCUGAUAUAGAUAAUAUAACUUCAGAGAUAAAAGUUUUAAAAGAUGUUACCAACAACUUAAAAGAAAGUAUUGCUGCUGCUCCUGCCAUACAGCAACUACCAAAAGAUGUACAUUCUCUUUCAGAGAGUGUGGCCAGUUUUGGUAGUAAGAUGACUGCUCUAGAAUCUAAUGUCAAAGAGCUCAAAGACCAACAGUCUAGUAUACAAACUACUGCUCAAAACCUUUCUGGAGAAUUGGACAAUAUGAAAAUAAUGAUGCAAGAAAUUACUAAUUCCACUGAUCUUCAGUCUAAGUCAUCUGUAAAUACAUCAGUGAAUAAUACAAAAUUGCAGUCUACUGUGCAGCUAGCGAUGCAAAAAUUCUCUUAUUUAGAAGGGCAACUUUCAAAUGUUUUAAUUUCCAUGAACAAAAUAAAUGCUACUGUUGAAACUCUAAAUGAUGCAAUAGUUUGGAUUGUAAAUGAUUCACACUCCCAGAAUUCUCAUAUUUUUUCUCUGGAAAAUUUUAUACAUGGUAAUCUGACGUUACGUUUAGAACAACUGGAAGUUGACAGAAAUCAUCCAAUGAAAUUAUCAAAUGCUCCUGAUAUAGAUUACAUAAACAAAACGAUUUCAGAAAGUAUUUUCCACAUAGUAAAUGAAGAAUUGUCUCUCGGCAUUUUAUUGCAUAACCGAAGCAACUCUUUAGAAGUUUUAGAGGAUACUCAUGAUAUUUUGGUGCUACUUGCUGCUCUUCUUAGAAAGUUUGAAAGAAUUCCCAGAUCCCAUCUUAUAAGCAACAGAAAUGCAACUGAGCUUGUGAGAGCUAUGCUUCAUCAAGUUUUUGAUGAAAUGAUGGCAUCAAGAGACUUAAAAAUAGAAGGGUUGGAACAAGAAGUUAAAAAUAUAACUAUGUGUAUGCAACUUCAUCCUGAUACAGGAAGUAAAGAUCUCAUUGAUUCCGAUGAUUUGGUUACUCCAUUAUUGGUUCAGUCAUCUCCAAGACAAGAAACAACUACUGUCAACUCUGAAAUCACUGGAGAAAUAUUUCAGAAUAAGGAGUAAAUUGCAGUAUCCAAACAUAGACACCAGAUUUGCCAGAUCCACAUAGUAGUACAGCUUUUUAUUGUGUACAAAAAUUUCUCCUUGUCCAUAGAGUUGCUUUUAUAGAAUAAAAAAAUGGUGUAACCAUAAAGCAUUUUGUUAUGAUUUACACUGCUUUCAAAAUGCUGUUUGUGAUUCAAAUUCUGGCAAAUUUGAAAGUGUUUUAAGGUUUAGCUUUUGAUGUCCAGCAAGAUUGAGAAAGCAUUUAUUGUGCCAAAAUUGUAUAAAGACUUUGUAUUAUAUAUAGAAAACAGAAAUUUUAUUUGAAUGGGUCAUAACUAAUUAGCCGUGGAAAAAUGAUUUGAAUCAGUUAAAUUGCAUACAUGUCUUCUGAUGUUACUUAAAUUUUGCAUUGACUAGC